CGAGAAACAACGAGAACAUUUUCACUGCAACUCUUCUGUUUUUGCUUUUGUUUCUGUCUUUCUAGCACACACCAUACCUGUUAUUCCAAAUGGCCCACGCUCAACCUCAGAUGAUGGAGAUGCCUGACAUGUCCAACGCAAUUAUUGCCCAGGACGAAAUGGGCAGGCCUUUUAUCAUUGUCAAAGACCAGGGAAAGAAAAAGAGAGCCCAUGGAAUUGAAGCUACAAAGUCCCAUAUUUUGGCUGCCAGAUCAGUGGCCUCAAUUAUCCAGUCCUCGUUGGGACCAAGAGGUUUGGACAAGAUUUUAAUUUCUCCCGAUGGCGACAUUACUAUAACUAACGACGGUGCGUCAAUUCUUUCUCAAAUGGAGUUGGACAACGAAAUUGCAAAGUUGUUGGUUGAAUUGUCCAAGUCUCAAGACGACGAAAUUGGCGACGGAACCACAGGUGUUGUUGUUCUUGCUUCCAGUUUACUAGACCAGGCAUUAGAACUCAUCGAUAAGGGCAUUCAUCCAAUUAAAAUAGCAAAUGGGUUUGAUUUGGCCUGUAAGAUAGCUGUCCAAAAAUUGGACGAUAUUUCUGAAGAAAUUGAAAUUGAUGAUGAUAAAGCAGAUUUGUUAAAAGCUGCAAAGACUUCCCUAGGAUCAAAGAUUGUAUCUAAAUUUCACGACCAAUUUGCUAAAAUGGCUGUGGAUGCAGUAAUAUCAGUGGCUGAUUUAGAGAGAAAAGACGUUCAGUUUGAUUUAAUCAAGAUGGAAGGAAAAGUUGGUGGUUCUUUGAGCGACUCCAAAUUGAUCAGCGGUAUCAUAAUUGACAAAGAGUUUUCGCAUCCCCAAAUGCCUAAAUCAAUCGAAGAUGCCAAAAUCGCCAUUUUAACAUGUCCAUUCGAGCCUCCAAAGCCUAAAACUAAACACAAAUUGGACAUUUCAACAGUGGAAGAAUUCAAGAACCUACAAACUUACGAACAAGAGAAAUUUCAAGAAAUGAUUGAUUACGUUAAAAAAUCCGGUGCCAAUUUGGUUAUAUGUCAAUGGGGUUUUGAUGAUGAAGCUAACCAUUUACUAUUGCAAAAUGAUUUGCCCGCCGUAAGAUGGGUUGGUGGUCCUGAAAUUGAGUUGCUUGCAAUUGCGACCAACGGUAGAAUUGUCCCAAGAUUCCAAGAUUUAUCAAAUGAAAAAUUGGGUACUUCGGGAACAGUCAGAGAAAUUGAAUUUGGUACAACUAGAGACCAUAUGUUGGUAAUUGAACAGUGCAGCAAUAAAAAGGCUGCUACCCUAUUCAUCAGGGGGUCAAAUAAAAUGAUAGUCGAUGAAGCUAUUAGAGCCUUGCACGAUUCGUUAUGUGUUGUACGUAACUUGAUCCGUGACAAUAGAAUUGUUUAUGGAGGUGGUGCUUCCGAAAUAACAUGUUCCAUUGCCGUCAACGAGGCAGCAGAUAAACAAAAGGGCAUUGACCAAUAUUCAUUCAGAGCCUUUGCCAAUGCACUAGAUGUUAUUCCAAUGACACUAGCCGGCAACUCAGGGUUAGAUCCCAUCGAAACAUUGUCCUACAUCAAAUCCAGACAAAUCAAAGAAAACAACAGCAAAUUGGGUGUUGAUUGUUUGGGCAAAGGCACCAACGACAUGAAAGAACUAUUCAUUAUCGAUCCAUUAAUAGGUAAAAAACAACAGCUAUUGUUGGCUACGCAGUUAACCAGAAUGAUUUUGAAGAUAAACGACGUCAUCAUCACCGGUAAGGACACCUACUAAGCAUGAUAGUUCCGAUAUACUUAUAUACUUUUUCAUAGCUUGAUCAACGUCAAGUAAACCAUCAAUAAAUAAACAAUAGCUAAUUCACAAAUACCAAAUAAAUAAUUCCACAGUUC
Ascoidea rubescens DSM 1968 is the source of this 1864-nucleotide messenger RNA. RefSeq names its product chaperonin-containing T-complex subunit CCT5 (gene CCT5). The transcript has a single exon. The record is from RefSeq and is a predicted model, not a curated record. Gene Ontology annotation, molecular function: ATP binding; ATP hydrolysis activity; ATP-dependent protein folding chaperone. Gene Ontology annotation, cellular component: chaperonin-containing T-complex. Gene Ontology annotation, biological process: protein folding. Bases 90 to 1748 code for a protein of 552 amino acids. Lineage: Eukaryota; Fungi; Ascomycota; Saccharomycetes; Ascoideales; Ascoideaceae.